Arvicola amphibius (Eurasian water vole) is the source of this 2113-nucleotide messenger RNA. RefSeq names its product phenylalanine hydroxylase (gene Pah). Gene Ontology annotation, molecular function: iron ion binding; phenylalanine 4-monooxygenase activity. The record is from RefSeq and is a predicted model, not a curated record. Lineage: Eukaryota; Metazoa; Chordata; Mammalia; Rodentia; Cricetidae. Gene Ontology annotation, biological process: L-phenylalanine catabolic process; L-tyrosine biosynthetic process.
CAGAGCGACCUUACAGACUGCAGUAGGGGACACCCUUUGAAGCCGCCCCUCUCCCGUCCUUCUGAGAGCCAGGUUAAAAUCAUCAGCCUUGUGUCCGGAGAGCAAACCUUUCAGACCCUGCUGCCGAAAGCUAGAGACCCCAAUCAUUGGGAGCCAGCAUGUCGGCUGUGAUCCUGGAGCGCCCAGUCCUGAGCAGAAAGUUCUCAGACUUUGGACAGGAGACCAGUUAUAUUGAAGACAACUCCAGCCAAAAUGGGGCUGUGUCUCUGCUGUUCUCACUCAAAGAAGAAGUCGGUGCCCUAGCCAAGGUCCUGCGUUUGUUUGAGGAGAAUGACAUCAACCUGACUCACAUCGAAUCCCGACCCUCCCUUGUACACAAAGAUGAGUACGAGUUCUUCACGUACCUGGAUAAGCGCAGCGUGCCUGCUCUGGGCAGCAUCAUCAAGAGCCUGCGGCAGGACAUCGGCGCCACUGUCCACGAGCUGUCCCGAGACAAGGAGAAGAACACGGUGCCCUGGUUUCCAAGGACCAUUCAAGAGCUGGACAGAUUUGCCAAUCAGAUUCUCAGCUAUGGAGCGGAACUGGAUGCAGACCACCCGGGCUUCAAAGAUCCUUUGUACCGGGAAAGACGAAAGCAGUUUGCUGACAUAGCCUACAACUACCGCCAUGGGCAGCCCAUCCCUCGGGUGGACUACACAGAGGAAGAAAAGACUUGGGGGACGGUGUUCAGGACCCUGAAGUCCUUGUAUAAGACGCAUGCCUGCUACGAGCACAACCACAUCUUCCCACUUCUGGAAAAGUACUGCGGGUUCCGUGAAGACAACAUCCCCCAGCUGGAAGAUGUUUCCCAGUUUCUGCAGUCUUGUACCGGUUUCCGUCUCCGACCUGUUGCUGGCUUACUGUCCUCUCGAGAUUUCUUGGGUGGCCUGGCCUUCCGAGUCUUCCACUGCACACAGUACAUCAGGCAUGGAUCUAAGCCCAUGUACACACCUGAACCUGACAUCUGCCAUGAACUGUUGGGACACGUGCCCUUGUUUUCAGAUCGCAGCUUUGCCCAGUUUUCACAGGAAAUUGGGCUUGCUUCUCUCGGUGCGCCAGAUGACUACAUCGAGAAACUUGCCACAAUUUACUGGUUUACAGUGGAGUUUGGACUCUGCAAGGAGGGAGACUCCAUAAAGGCAUACGGCGCUGGGCUCCUGUCAUCCUUUGGCGAAUUACAAUACUGUCUCUCAGAGAAGCCGAAGCUGCUGCCCCUAGACCUGGAGAAGACGGCCUCACAGGAGUACAGUGUCACAGAGUUCCAGCCCUUGUACUACGUGGCAGAGAGUUUCAGUGACGCCAAGGAGAAAGUGAGGGCCUUCGCUGCCACCAUCCCCCGGCCCUUCUCAGUUCGCUAUGACCCCUACACUCAAAGGGUUGAGGUCCUGGACAACACUCAGCAGUUGAAGAUUUUGGCUGAUUCCAUCAAUAGUGAGGUUGGAAUCCUCUGCGGUGCCCUGCAGAAAAUAAAGUCAUGAACAGGAAAUGACGUCAUGUGUAGAACUUGAGAGAUCAACCAAAAAUCUGUUGAUAGAAAUAUAGUGACUGCUUCUUUCCAUCUAACAAGAACAACCUUGAUUUGAAAUGUUGGCUUUUAUUACUUCUUAUACAGUGGGGCAUCACCAAAUAAAUCUAACUUCUCUUAAAUGAAAGUAUAUUAAAACCUACCAGGGGUCAAUGUUUCAGAGUCAUCUUUAUGAUUUAGACAUCUUAUACCUUCAAUUUAGUUUAAAAUGUAAUUUCUCACCUCCUUUCAAUAUUCAUCAAAAUUUGUUACCCUUAACAUUCAGGCUUUAUCUGUUUGUUUUUAUCUCCCAGGUAAGCCCUAAUGGAAUACACACACACACACACACACACACACACACACACACGACUAAGUAGACUGUCCUCAGGGAUGAAUCAUUUGGUUCAGUACAGAUCUCAUAGAUUGAGAUCUAUGCUUCUGUGUUCAUUCACUAUGGCUCUGAGAACGGCUUCAUUAUUCUGCCUGUGUAAAUCUCCUCUGAUUUGAGACUUCUCAAGAUAGUUAUAAGCAAUAAAGCUUUAAAUCAUUAUUAAAACAUUAUGUAAAACA